Molecule: messenger RNA, 1392 nt
Organism: Gloeophyllum trabeum ATCC 11539
Lineage: Eukaryota; Fungi; Basidiomycota; Agaricomycetes; Gloeophyllales; Gloeophyllaceae
Exons: 2
Coding region: 1-1392 (463 amino acids)
Source: RefSeq, a predicted model, not a curated record
AUGGCCCUGACUCGGACUCUGAUCGUCGACGACUCUGACCUUACCCAUACGACGUCAUCUGUCGACGCGGUCUCUGUGAAGAUAUCACUGCCGAUGCCCUUGGUCAAAGGAAGAGGCAAGCGGUCCUCGGGUGCUUCCCCAUUUACCCUGCGCAGGAGAAGCCGUACUUCACGCGGCGCCGAACAUGGCAUCGCGCCGACGGAGAAGGAAGGCUCCCUCGCAAGACGAACGGGCGCCUUGGAAAGGCUUGACGACUUCGUGCUUGUCGACGACUCCGACUUGGAAGGUAGUGAACUGCAGAAAGAUUGCUAUGUCACCACUUCCCUGUCCUCGUCAGCCAGCCAUCUGGAUUACGAACUCAUUAAUGUAGUCUAUGAAGACGACGUCAAGCCUUUAUCAACCGUGUCAAGCCCCGCGGUCGUGGACCUCACGGAGCCCCUGGACACCGACAGUGCCUGCACUGAUCCUUGUCCGCCGUACUCUCUCGAGCCCAUUCUUGAGGAACCUCUCGAUGCCAGUUGUUCAUCGGGCGCUGGCUUGCUUUCUCCCGACCGUCAUAGUGCCGCAGACGUUUCCUACUGCAGCACCGCUUCCGACGCGAGCAUCGAUACUCUUGCCGACGGCAGCUCUGUGCAUCUUCCGGAAGGAUUCCUGGAUAACCUCGAGGAGAUGGAGCGCCUCCUCACCCUCCCCUCGCGCCCGAAGCCCCGCGCAAGCACUGCUUCCCUCAACUCGAAAGAGAACGCGCCGGUUGACAGGAGCGCGGACCGUCAGAGUGUCAGCCGCAGUACGACUACGACCUCCAUCGACACGCUCGCCGACGGCGGCGAGCCCCAGCUUCCCCCCGGGUUCUUCGAGAACCUGCAGGAGAUGGAACAGCUCAUUACCUCGCACUCUGGCGAGAAGGAGCGCAAGAACGAAGCCCCGUCUCGUCCAUCAAGACAGUUGCCUACGAUUAUAGUGACGAAACCUCAACGGCGCAUCGUCCGCCGCGAAUCGAAUGUCAUCUUCAGAGGCUCCUCAGCCGGGUUGACAAAGCAACUGGACUACGACUACAUGGACGAGAUGGUAUAUGAAGAGGACAUGUCCUACAGUGGGGAUCACACCCCCUGUGUCCCACCACAAUACGCAGAUUUCCUGCAAGUCCCUCAGGUCGACUUCCGCGGACGUAUCAUCGGAGACGAUGAGGAAGAAGACGAGGAAGAAGAAGAAGAAGUCCCUUUUACAGCCCCCACCAUCCACGUCCUGCUCAAGAAGCCGCGGUUCAACGGGCUGGACGGUCUACGGUCACUGGUCACCCGCCUACGAAGGAGACGUCCUUCAUCACUGGCAGUGGAUGAACUCAUGGAGAUUAUAGACGAGGAUGAUCUCGUGGAAGACGACGAUUACUAG